Messenger RNA from Annulohypoxylon truncatum, 2262 nucleotides. Its product is annotated as sugar transporter-like protein. The record is from RefSeq and is a predicted model, not a curated record. Gene Ontology annotation, cellular component: membrane. Gene Ontology annotation, biological process: transmembrane transport; carbohydrate transport. NCBI's taxonomy places the organism in Eukaryota, Fungi, Ascomycota, Sordariomycetes, Xylariales, Hypoxylaceae. The coding region runs from base 370 to 2013 and encodes 547 amino acids. Gene Ontology annotation, molecular function: carbohydrate:proton symporter activity. The transcript has 6 exons.
UCCAACUACUACCCGUCUACGAUCCUCUAUAUAUUAUCCCCGCAUUAUCGUGACAUGCAUUAGCCGUCGUCACGGUAUCAGCGUGGUAGAGCCAUGGAAUCUGGCUCAUUUAUACGCUGGAUACCUUCUUGGCGAAGGGUGCAGGCGGACAUGCUUCAUCAUGCUGUUAAUUACCAGCCGCAGCUGUGCUGCCGACAUAACAUAUUUGAAUGGCAUCAUAUCCCUCCUCGCAUCUUGCGGGCUCUGCGUUGCUUUCUUUGCGUUUGUACCUUGGCUUACCUAUCGAAGCUUACCUAAUAGUUGAACUAAUAAAAUUGACUUCGACAACAACCUACUUAUAUGUGAGGAAGGCAAUUCGUAGAGGUCAUCAUGGUCCAUCCUCGCCAAGCCAUAGCCAAGGGCCAUGAGGAGGAACAUGAACAGUUAGCGCAAAGGGUGGCGCCGGAAUUUGAAUAUGUCUACUGGACCAAGGAACCGCAUCUACGGAAACUAUAUGCCUGGGCCUGUGUACUGAUGAUAGCGUCGGCGACUACUGGAUACGAUGGAAUGCUCGUCAACACUUCUCAGCAAAUUGAUCGUUGGAAGCAGUACUUCCCUAAGACUCAGGUCGGCCCCGACAACUCCCAGGAGGUGGCCGACAGCUGGCUCGGGCUUCUCGUGAAUAUGUUCAACAUCGGGAGCAUAUUGAGCUUCUUCCUCACACCGUAUGUUGCCGAUAAUUGGGGCCGGAAGACGGCUAUAACCCUCGGGUGUAUCUUCAUGAUAAUUGGGGGAUGUGUAUCGGCGUUCUGCAACGGAUAUGAGAUGUUCAUCGCCGGUCGUCUGAUCCUUGGCUUCGGCAACAGCUUGUCACAAAUGGCAUCUCCUCUGCUUCUUACCGAAAUAUGCCAUCCCCAACACCGUGGACCCGUAACGGCGGUCUAUAACUGCUUGUGGAAUCUGGGCGCUCUCCUCGUCGCGUGGGUGGGCUGGGGAACUGCUCAGAUCCGGAACGACUGGAGUUGGAGGUCGAUCACUCUGAUCCAGAUCCUACCCUCGUUAAUACAGAUCAUCUUCAUCUACUGGAUUCCCGAGUCCCCGCGAUAUCUCAUAGCGAAGGAUCGCCACGACGAAGCGCUCGAUAUAUUAGCUCGAUACCAUGCCGGCGGCGACAAGAACGACGUGCUUGUUCAGUUCGAAUUCAGGGAGAUCAAGGAAACGAUGCGAAUGGAGAAACAAGUCGCGCGCGCUGCUGGUUAUCUUGACUUCCUACGUACCAAGGGGAACCUCUGGCGAUUGGCCAUCCUCAUUUCCUUGGGUGUUAUAUCCCAGUACAGCGGAAACGCGUUGUUCUCAAAUUAUAUGGAUACCGUCUAUGAGGGUGCUGGGAUAAAGGUUCAAGACCAGAAGCUCGCUCUGAGCGGUGGGAAAACAAUUCUCGAUCUCAUUAUAACAAUUCUCGCCGCCUUGAACGUCGAUAGGUUUGGUCGACGCCCACUCUUCCUAUUAUCAACAUCGGGGAUGGUGGUGUCGUUCGUGAGCUGGACGAUCUGCGGUGCCAUCUACGAGAACUCGAACUUGACUAAUGUAGCUUCUGGUUACGCACAGCUUGUUUUUAUCUGGCUGUUUGGUAUUUUCUAUGAUAUCGGCUUCUCGGGUCUCUUGAUUGCUUAUGCACUCGAAGUGCUCCCUUUCAAGCUGCGCGCCAAGGGCAUGAUGAUAAUGAACAUUACAGUACAGGCCAUCCUCGCGCUCAGCAACCAAACAAACAAGAUAGCUUGGAACAGGAUGCCGAAGCACUGGAACUUUAUGCUUUUCUAUACCCUAUGGGAUUUCUGUGAACUAGCCUUCGUCUAUUUUUUCUACGUCGAGACGAAAGGUCCCACGCUAGAAGAGAUCGCAUGGAUUUUCGACGGUGCAGACGCCGUUGCCAAUAUCGACAUUCGGCAAGUUGAGAAGGAGAUGCAUGAGAUGGAGAGGGAACAGAGUUUCGAUUCGACGGCACUGUCAUCUAGGGGAAAGGGAGCUAUCUAAUAGGUCAUUUCAUUUUACGGUUAGUCGUGGCGGGUGGCAUUAUGUUGGUGGGUAAUGAGUUAACAGUAGGUUAUGGCGCAAUGGUUCAUAGGUAAGGUGAGUGGCCUAUUUCAUUCCCAAGUUAGGCGUCGGAAAUAUCAAAAAAAAUAAUCGGAAGGGGACUGGACGAUACCAAAAUAUUCAGCGUAAAUUGCAUCCAAUCAAUACUUGUCUUACCAGGUGUGAACCACCGUCCUGUUAGACACAUAG